UCUCUACCCAACACCACUCAGUUUCAUCUCUCUUAUUUCCCUUCCCUUGUUUAGUAUAAAAACCAGCAAACCCUUAAUCUUUUUUUCAUCUUCAUCUUAAUACAUAUGCAUACACAUAUUCAUAUAGUGUCUUUUUAGUUUUUACAUAUGGCAAUUGUACCAUCCACAACAAGCAUCAUCACCAUGAUGAGUAACCAAGUCAACAACAACAAUGAAAAAGGUAUAGAAGAAGAUGAUCACAGAGGCGGCCACGAGAGUCGUCUUGAAAAUGAUGAUGAAGCUGAUGAUCAUGAUCAAGACAUGGUUAUGCCUGGAUUCCGAUUCCAUCCCACCGAAGAAGAACUCAUAGAGUUUUAUCUUCGCCGUAAAGUUGAAGGCAAACGCUUCAAUGUAGAGCUCAUCACGUUCCUAGAUCUUUAUCGCUAUGAUCCUUGGGAACUUCCGGCUAUGGCGGCUAUAGGAGAGAAAGAGUGGUACUUCUAUGUGCCAAGAGAUCGAAAGUAUAGAAAUGGAGAUAGACCAAACCGAGUAACGACUUCGGGGUAUUGGAAAGCUACUGGAGCUGAUCGGAUGAUCAGAUCAGAGACUUAUCGGCCGAUCGGAUUAAAGAAAACCCUAGUUUUCUACUCCGGUAAAGCUCCUAAAGGCACUCGUAGCAGUUGGAUUAUGAAUGAGUAUCGCCUCCCUCACCACGAAACUGAGAAAUAUCAAAAGGCUGAAACAUCAUUGUGCCGAGUGUACAAAAGGCCAGGAGUGGAAGAUCAUCCAUCCUUGCCACGUUCUACAUCCACAAGACAUCAUAACCAUAACUCAUCAUCAUCAUCCCGCUUGGCCGUAAGACAACAACAACAACAACACCUUCCUUCCUCUUCUAAUCAUUCCGACAACAAUCUUAACAACAACAAUCUCGACAAGCUCUCAACCGAAUAUUCCGGCGACGGUAGCACCAUAACCACUACAAACAGUAAUUCUGACGUCACCAUAGCUUUAGCCAACCAGAACAUCUAUCGUCCAAUGCCUUUUGGUGCAAGCAACACACCAAUAAUAUCUAAUCAAGAAGAUGAUGAAACCGCAAUAGUUGAUGAUCUUCAAAGACUCGUUAACUACGGCCAAAUAUCUGGUGGAGGUAACAUCAAUCACCAAUACUAUCAAAUUGCUCAACAGUUUCAUAAUCAACAACUACUAAACGCAAAUGCGUUGCAAUCGGUGACGGCAGCGACUACAGCAGCGUUAACGCCUCAAACGCAGGCGACGUUAGCGAUGAACAUGAUCCCUGCAGGGACGAUUCCAAACAAUGCUUUGUGGGAGAUGUGGAAUCCACUAGUACCUGAUGGAAACAAAGAUCAUUAUACUAAUAUUCCUUUUAGAUAAAUUAAUCAGAUUUUGAAUAUUACCAAUUCCUUAAAUAAUGCUGCUUCAUUAUAUAUCUAUAUUAUAUUAUGUAUACUCGUUAUGUAUUUUAAACUAGUAAUAGCUAGACUACGAUUGCUUACUGGCUGCAAUUAUGUAAUGGAACUGAUUUUUCUA
This is a messenger RNA of Brassica oleracea var. oleracea, 1527 nucleotides long. RefSeq names its product NAC domain-containing protein 72-like. The transcript is spliced from 3 exons. NCBI's taxonomy places the organism in Eukaryota, Viridiplantae, Streptophyta, Magnoliopsida, Brassicales, Brassicaceae. Gene Ontology annotation, biological process: regulation of DNA-templated transcription. Gene Ontology annotation, molecular function: DNA binding. The record is from RefSeq and is a predicted model, not a curated record. Bases 148 to 1371 code for a protein of 407 amino acids.